This is a messenger RNA of Fukomys damarensis (Damara mole-rat), 1889 nucleotides long. RefSeq names its product LHFPL tetraspan subfamily member 1 (gene Lhfpl1). The transcript has 4 exons. Gene Ontology annotation, cellular component: membrane. The record is from RefSeq and is a predicted model, not a curated record. NCBI's taxonomy places the organism in Eukaryota, Metazoa, Chordata, Mammalia, Rodentia, Bathyergidae. Bases 353 to 1015 code for a protein of 220 amino acids.
AAGUAAGGUUUUCAGGCACCACUGCAAAGAGCAGCUGGGAUUCCCAUCUCUGUCUGACAAGCUGGGAGAAGUUAUUUCUCCGAUCUGACCCUGGAGAAGGAACAAGUCAGUCAGCCUUCAUAUUCAAAGCUUAAUGACACUGAAACUUUGAUCCAGGCAGAAGGAAAGGAAGCUGGGCAUCAAUGGUCUUCAAGACAAUAAUAUCCAGAAGCAAGGGCCACAUAAUGUAAAAAUGAACCCAAGGAGUAGCCGGUCAACUGGAUGAAAAAUAGACCCACCCUGGAGCCUACAGGGUAACUUUUUGAUUUGGUGCUGUACCCAUCGCUACAUCCUUGCAGAGAAACUAAAGACCAUGAGGAGCAGCCUGACCUUGGCGGGGACACUCUGGGCAUUCCUGUCCCUUGUUACUGCUGUGGCAAGUUCUACCAGUUACUUCCUGCCUUAUUGGCUCUUUGGAUCCCAGCUGGGGAAACCAGUAUCAUUCAGUACAUUUCGCAGGUGCAACUACCCAGUUCGAGGAGAAGGGCACAGUCUGAUCAUGGUGGAAGAAUGUGGGCGCUAUUCCAGCUUCAGUGCCAUACCAAGCUUGGCCUGGCAGAUGUGCACAGUUGUGACAGGUGCUGGCUGUGCACUAUUGCUUCUGGUAGCACUGGCUGCUGUACUAGGCUGCUGCAUGGAAGAACUCAUCUCCAGAAUGAUGGGACGUUGCAUGGGAGCAGCACAGUUUGUGGGAGGACUGCUGAUAAGCUCAGGCUGUGCCUUAUAUCCCUUAGGAUGGAAUAGUCCAGAGAUAAUGCAAACAUGUGGAAAUGUCUCCAAUCAAUUUCAGUUAGGUACCUGUCAGCUUGGCUGGGCCUAUUACUGUGCUGGAGGUGGAGCAGCUGCAGCUAUGUUGAUCUGUACUUGGCUUUCUUGCUUUGCUGGAAGAAAUCCAAAGCCUGUCAUGUUGGUGGAGAGCAUCAUGAAGAACACCAGUUCUUAUGCCAUGGAGCUCGAUCACUGCCUCAGACCUUGAGUUUUGAAAGAUAAUUGGAGAGGGUGAAAAAGGGGAGGAAAGGGAACCAGGAAAACAGGCACUAAGACAAGAUGAGGCCAGUUGGCCCCCAUCUGCCAGAAGUGCAGCCUAGUAUUUGCAUGCUUUUACCCCACCUGUCAUUUACUUUCAUUUUCUGUAAGCCAGUGGAUCAGUGACUAUUUUCAAAAUAUACUUAGAGCAGUGAUUCUCUCAAAUAUUUAAGCAAUCAAUGUAUAUCCAAGAAUGCUCAAGUCUAAAUGGGCUUCUUUGUGCAAAAUAAGAAGACCCUCACCUGAAAGGUAACUGCAUAAACAAGCAGCUCUUUGCAGUGCUAUAGCACCUGUGUUCCACAUUAUCUUAAGGCUUGAAGGCCAAGUCGCAAGAGUUGUGCAGAGAGAGGCCAUGAGAUGGACAGGACUGUUGCACACCAUUCUCUUUAGCAUUUAUUGCCACCCCAAACAUCUCUGGAGGUUCUCACUCAAAUAUUUAUGACCUUAGGACUACAUUUUCUCCUAGUUUUGUUUUUUCCUUCACAUUUUUUUAGAAGCUUGGCAGGAGGAUAACUCCCAGUAGGCAAAACAUUAAUCAUGGAUGCUUGCAUAUAAUCUGAGUUCCCUACUGCAUUAUGAUUUAAAAUAUUCAUCAGAAUUAAUUUUUUUGUUCCUAUUGGGUAACUAGCAUCAAAAUAUAGUAGCAAGUAUUUCUUAACCUCUUUUAGGUAUGGGAAUUGUGUUCAUCAAAUGUUUUAAGAGACUUCAGUACCCAAUAAACAUGAAUUCAAUGUGAUGAUGACAAAGAUGUUUCUACUCGAUCCUUAUUGAAAUUUCUAUCAGAAAACAUUACAAUUGACUAGGAAAUCAGCAGUGGCAUUUUA